AUGGGUAGAGUGAAGAAGACAGGAAAAAUUGCCAGAAGAACGGCUGUCAACAAGCUGGUUAAAUCAACGGACAACAGAAUGUGAAAUAUUUUUAUUUUCACAGAUUUUCAUUUUAUCUUUUCAGAAAAGAAGAAAGUCGUGUGAUCAAGGAAGCCAAGCCCGAUGAAAACGCUUUGAAGAUAGUUCAUGCGUAAGAUUUUUAUAUAGUUUUUGGUCAUAUAAUAAAUUUUGAGACCAAAAAUCUCUUCGGCGAUGUACAUGAGGUACAACACUCAGUUGGGACCUCCAUUCCACGUUAUAGUCGAUACGAACUUUGUCAAUUUUGCUGUGAAAAAUCGGAUGGACGUUUUCCAAGGCUUCAUGGAUUGCUUGUUCGCAAAAAGUUUGAUUUUUUGGAAGUUUAACGAUAUAAUUUUGUCUGCAGCGAUUCCCUACAUAACCGAUUGCGUUUUGGCCGAGUUGGAAAAAGCGGGCCGACGUUUCAAAAUUGCGUUGAAAGUUAUCAAAGAUCCGCGAUUCCAAAGGCUCAAGUGUGAUCAUAAGGGAUCGUAUGCUGAUGACUGCCUUGUUCAGCGCGUCACUCAGGUUAAAUAUCUAUUUUUAAUUUAUUAGACUUUUUUUUUAUCUCUUUGCUCUCUUUCCCUGUAUUUUUGUUCAUAACAACUCUGAUGACUUUAUUGCGAUCAAAGAAGCACCAAAAAAACAAAAACAAUAAAUAUUUAUAAAAUCAUUGGAAAAACAUCAAAUGAGGAUCGUUAAGGCAACUGAGUUCAUAAAACUUUAUUUGAUUUGGAAAUUGUGACGAAGUACUAGGCAAAUCGAAUGAAAUGACAGUGUGAAAAUAGGACCAUGAUAUAUAAAAAUUGACACAUGAAAGCUAGGAGAAAAUGCAAAUAUAAUAUGAUCACCGUGAACCUUUUUCAAUAAACUGCGAAUAAACCUGAUUAUAUAGGAAUAAUUCUUGCUUUGAAAGGAAAAAAAAAUUAUAGAUAUUUCUAAAGGCUAAGAAUUCCUGUUGAGAUUCUUCUAUGUGCGGGGGAAAAAGUAAAAGUGAAAAUUGGUGAUUCAAAAAAAAGCUGAUAACUUUGAAAUCUUAUAAGCUUCCUUAAAUAAAAAAUCUAUCUUUGAAGCUUCACUUGGCUCAUCGUUAACUUUUAACAAGAAUGCAGGAUGAUCCAGAAACUCUCUCAUUUAACCUUACUAUUUCACCAAAAAUCAAAGCUUUUUUUAAAAAAAUAGUUCCAAGUUUCAAAUUUGUGAUUUGAAGUGGUUAAAAAAAUUGAAACUCCGUGAUAAAAACCAUUAUUAAGUAGUCCUAACUUUCCAUCAUUCAUUUAAAUAUUUCUAAUAUCUUCUUUCAAGUCGUAAGUUUCGAAAACUGUCGUAAAAAUGGAGGAAAAAAAACCUCAUUUCUUUCAUCAAAAAGCUUUCUAUUUUUGUUAGCGUUUUGAAGGAAGCCUUGUCGGCUCCGUAGAAGUUCCCCUUUGCCUAUGAAAUUGAAUAAAGAACUAAAUUUUUGCUUUGCAGCACAAGUGCUACAUCGUAGCGACGUGUGAUCGAGAUCUGAAGCGUCGGAUUCGGAAAAUUCCCGGCGUCCCGAUUAUGUACAUUCGCGGGCAUCGGUUCUCGAUCGAAAGGAUGCCCGAUGCCUACGGCGCUCCUAUCAACUAA
Caenorhabditis auriculariae is the source of this 1671-nucleotide messenger RNA. NCBI's taxonomy places the organism in Eukaryota, Metazoa, Nematoda, Chromadorea, Rhabditida, Rhabditidae. The record is from the annotation of a GenBank genome assembly.